CCCCGCCGGCCGCGUCCGCCCGGCGCGCGGCCGCCCCCCCCUCCGCCCCCGCUGCCUCCGCCCCCUGCUCCGGCCCCCCGCCGGCCGCGUCGCCGCCGGCGCGCGCCCCCUGCCCCCCGCUGGCGGGCGGCCCAGCGGCG
Octopus sinensis (East Asian common octopus) is the source of this 140-nucleotide messenger RNA. RefSeq lists its product as uncharacterized. The transcript has 2 exons. The record is from RefSeq and is a predicted model, not a curated record. NCBI's taxonomy places the organism in Eukaryota, Metazoa, Mollusca, Cephalopoda, Octopoda, Octopodidae. The annotation marks the transcript as partial.